Molecule: messenger RNA, 4515 nt
Organism: Mytilus californianus (California mussel)
Lineage: Eukaryota; Metazoa; Mollusca; Bivalvia; Mytilida; Mytilidae
Product: acyl-CoA dehydrogenase family member 10-like
Exons: 22
Coding region: 59-3184 (1041 amino acids)
Molecular function (GO): oxidoreductase activity, acting on the CH-CH group of donors; flavin adenine dinucleotide binding
Source: RefSeq, a predicted model, not a curated record
AUUUGAUAAGAGUGGAGUGCCCUAGAUAUUGACCUGAUAUUUAGAGAUAGAUGGCAGAAUGUUAAAAUCAUUUACUGCCCUGUCCAGACUUCAGCAGAGUCACAGACUGUUAUCAAGAAGAGUUAUCCCCUCUUUGUUUUAUUGUACAAAUAAAACAAGCAUGCCAGUCACUAAAGCAGUCAUAUUUGAUCUAGGUGGUGUUAUUGUACCACAACCUAUGAUUGCUUUUCGAGAAUUUGAGAAAAGUAAAGGUUUACCUGCAGGGCUAAUCGGUAGAAUGAUAGUGAGAAAUGGUGAUGAAGGGGCGUGGUCAAAACUAGAAACGGGAGAAUUGGCAUUUCCACAGUUUAUGGAGGCUUUUAACAAGGAAUGUUCAAAAGAGAUGGGACAGGAAGUUGACAUGACAGAUAUGUUUGUUUCACUACACGCUGCCCUUAUAAAUCCAUAUCCACAGAUUAUAGAUGCUAUUAAGUGUAUUCGUGAGGAAGGCAUGAAGACAGCCAUCAUCACAAAUAACUGGAAACACCCUGGAAAUGGUUCAGGAAUGUUAUCAAAUCUUAAACCUCUAUUUGAUGUGAUUAUUGAAUCAUGUUUGCUUGGAAUUAGAAAACCUGACCCCAGAAUCUUUCAUGCAUGUCUAAAAGAACUUGACCUUCAGCCUGAAGAAACAGUGUUUUUAGAUGACCUUGGUGUAAACGUGAAAUCAGCAAGACAAUUAGGCAUAAGAACAAUAAAGGUUACUGAUCCUGAUCAAGCCGUGAGAGAUUUAGAGAAGGAAUUAGGUGGACUGUGUAUGAGAUGUCAUAAAGAGGAUACCAUAACUGUACCAAAACAUCUGGAAAUCAACAUGGAUAAACUGAAAAGCUACCUUAACUGGGCUCUGAAGUUACAUUCUAAAGAUCCUCCUGUAAUACGAUGUUUUAGGCAUGGUCAAUCCAAUCCUACAUAUUACGUCUUCUAUGGAGGAAAACAUCUUGUUCUAAGGAAAAAACCACCUGGAAAAUUACUGCCUUCAGCACAUGCUGUAGAGAGAGAGUUUAAAGUAAUGAAAGCUGUUGGACAACAUGGUGUACCAAUACCUAAGAUGUAUGGCCUUUGUGAAGACAGCAGUUUGAUAGGAACACCAUUUUAUAUCAUGGAGUAUGUAGACGGAAGAAUAUUCAAAGAUCGUGCUCUUACUGGAUUGACACGACAGCAGCGACGUGAGGUCUAUUCUGAGAUGAUCAGUACUCUUGUAAAGAUACAUUCUGUGAAUAUAUCAGCUGCUGGCCUGGAUGAUUAUGGGAAGAAAGGUGGAUAUUUACAGAGGAAUAUUACCCGCUGGACUAGACAGUAUGAAGCCAGUAAAACACACGAGAUAGAAGCUAUGGACAAACUUAUCAAGUGGUUAUCAGAACAUUUACCACAAGAUGAACGUGUUACAGUGGUCCAUGGAGACUUUAGAGUAGAUAAUAUGAUAUACCAUCCAACAAAAACUGUUGCCAUAGGAGUUAUUGACUGGGAACUCUCCACCAUAGGAGAUCCAUUAACUGAUUUAGCUACCUGUUGUCUUGGUUACUACACACCAUCACAACUUGAUGUCAUACCUGCUUUAGGUGACUUGGACUUAAAAGAGCUAGGGAUACCUACAGUAGAGGAAGUUGUUGCUGAAUAUUGUCAAAAAAUAGGGAUUGCCCCAAUACAUAACUGGGACUGGUAUGUAGCUUUUGGACUAUUCAGGAUGGCAGCCAUUAUCCAAGGGGUAUACAAGAGAUCUCUUCAAGGACAAGGUAGUUCACCAUCAGCCAAUUUACUGGGAGCUUUCACUGAUCAUAUAGCAGGUAUAGCCUUGGAUAUAGCAUUGAAAAGUAAUAUACAACCAACAAUGAGUAGAACAGGAAAUACAUCAUCUCCAGGAACCAGACAAUAUUCUACGGCUGCCGGUCACAGUAAUGCUGGCUCCAUGAUAGUUUCACCAGAUGCCUUACCUCCAAGGGCUAAAGCUACCUAUGAUAAAGUGAAGAAGUUUAUAAGGGAGGAAAUCAUGCCAUUAGAAAAAGACCUGGACAAACACUCCCUACCCUCGGCAGAUAUGUGGAAAGUUCCUCCUGUUGUUGAAAAACUUAAGGCUAAAGCAAAAGCCGAGAGACUCUGGAAUUUAUUUUUACCAAAAGAAUCAGACCCAGAAGGACACUAUGGAGCAGGAUUUACUAAUGUUGAAUAUGCAUUUAUGUGUGAAGAAAUGGGGAAGUCUAUGGCUGCACCUCUGGUAUUUAACUGUAGUGCACCAGAUACAGGUAACAUGGAAGUUUUAGUGAAAUAUGGAACAGAGGAACAGAAGAGACAAUGGCUAACUCCAUUACUGAAUGGUGAAAUGAGGUCAUGUUUUGGAAUGACUGAACCUAAUGUGGCUUCCUCAGAUGCUACAAAUAUCCAGUCAUCAAUUGUCAGGGAUGGUAAUCAGUAUGUUAUUAAUGGUAGAAAAUGGUGGACAUCAGGUGCCAUGCAUCCAGACUGUAAAUUAUGUAUAUUUAUGGGGAAGACAAACCCAGAUGCUCCUAAACAUAAACAACAAAGUAUGAUAUUGGUUCCCAUGGAUACACCAGGGGUAACUAUUGUACGACCACUUACCGUAUUUGGUUACCUUGACCAGCCAGCUGGACAUGCAGAAGUCUUAUUUAAAGAUGUGAGAGUCCCAGCAACAAAUUUGUUACUAGGAGAAGGGAGAGGGUUUGAAAUUGCUCAAGGUAGACUUGGUCCAGGGAGAAUACAUCAUUGUAUGAGACUGAUAGGCCAUGCAGAGAGGGCAUUAGAACUUAUGUUAGAUAGGACCCAAAACAGAGUGGCGUUCGGUAAACCAUUGGCAGCUCAAGGAACAAUACAGGCAGACAUAGCUGAAUCUAGGAUUGAAAUAGAACAAACAAGAUUACUGGUCCUUAAAGCAGCUCAUAUGAUGGAUAUGUAUGGUAACAAGGUUGCAGCACCAGAAAUAGCUAUGAUCAAAGUAUCAGCUCCUAACAUGGCACUCAGAGUAAUAGACAGAGCUAUACAGGCUCAUGGAGGAGCAGGAGUGUCGGGUGAUUUUCCAUUAGCCAGUGUUUUUGCGGGUGUAAGAACACUCCGAUUGGCUGAUGGCCCUGAUGAGGUUCAUCGUAGGUCUUUAGCCAGAAUGGAAUAUUUUAAAUUCAAUCAAGCUAAACUGUGAUCUGUUACUGACUGACAAUUUUGCAACUUGCCACAAAUUGCUGCAAUAUUGCAAAUUAUGUAAUAAACUAUUGUAAUGUGGUUGUUUUCCAACGUAAAAUAGAAUUAGUGUUUCAGUUGUUUAUUCAGGAGAAAAAAGUCAUUUUGUAAAAUCUCUGUAAUAUUUUAUAUUUCACUACACAAUUUUGCUAUAGCUGUAAAUAUAAGAUGUAUAACAUCAGAAAGAAUUAAGUCCAAUAGUAUAGGGUUAUUGCAUGAAAAUUAGUGAUUAUUGUCCCGACUAGAUUUUUAUAUUGCAAAAGCUUGUGAGUGCAAUAUAUCUUGUAAGAGGUAUAAUAUUCAUCAAUAUCUUUGCAAUUAUUAUUACAAUACACAUAAAAUAUAAUUUUUACUUGUAAUAUUUAUAUCUUAGAUUUUUGAUCAUUCAUGUGAUGGAUGAUAUAUAUAUUUCUCUUAUUCUAUGGAAAUUUAACCCUUUCUGAACCCAUUGUAUAAAAAAAAUUAAUCAACGUGUGGUUGCUGGUGAUCUCAGAAGAUGAUUGGAUGAGUUUAAAAUUGAUAAUUUAACUAUCUCGAUUGGAUAAAUCCGAUAAUCCACUGGUAUCAAUGUAAGAAUCUAUAUAUAUAUAUAUAUUUAUAUAUUAUAUAAUAUUCAAGAGUUAUAAACUACUACAAUGAAGCAAGCUUGUUUCUGAAAUGAGCUGCUGAGAAGUUUUUUGUUGUUAUUUUGUUUUACAGAUAUUUGUGUGUGCUAUUUGAUUAAUUGUUAUACAGUUUUAAAAUUAUGUCUUUAUUCAGGGCGAAGUAUGGAAAAAUAUGUUUUAUAGAACUCUUUACACUUGCACGUAUAUAAGUUAUAAAUGUUGAGGAUGUUACAUGUAUGAAGUCAGGUUUGAAUAAAAAGAGAUAUUGGGAAUGCAUCGAGCCAGCAACCCAAAGAUACAAAAAUAAAAUAUCAUCUAGAAAUCAACAUCUUGUCUUCAAAAAUAGCCAUGUACAAAAUGUAUGCCUUACUAAGCACUGUAAGGAAAUAAUUCUUUAAAUUCACUUCAGUGAAGAAAUAUAUAUUUUUUUCACACAUUGAAAUGUAACCCAUAAAGUGUAAAAUAUUCAAGAUAGUUUAUUUAGUUUUCUGAAAGGGUCAAAAUGUUAACUAGAAAAAUUGGAGUUGAUUAGUGUAUUUAUACAGUAAGAAGCCAAAAAGACUUCUGAUAUAGUAUUUUAGUGCAGAUCAUGUUGACAUAAUGAACAUGUAUUGUAAAUGCUUAUUGUUAUAUUUAUACAUUAAUUUUAUUGAUUAUAUUUUUUGUAAUAAAAAUGAUUUGAUUUAAA